AUGCCUUGCAGACUCCGGAACCGCGUGCUCCAGACUGGCUCAGGCGGGUCAAGCGAUCUUUUGCCAGACCCAAGUGACACGCAAACUUGGCAGACGGUUGUGCGGGUGUGCACAUGUCGACAAACCGGCAGACCGACGGGUGCCGAGGCGUCUUCCUCCGGAGGAGGCCGACGCUAUUCGGUUCUGCUGACAGCACAAGUCGCGUCAGCAACCGAGCCCACGUCUGAGGCAGCCUCGUUCGCAUCGCGAUUGCUCUCUCUCUCUUUCUCGUCUCUUGUCCCUCUGUCCCUCUGUCUAUCUGCCUACCUGACUUGGCGUCAUGGCAACAGCAAUAGCAACAGCAACAGCAACAACAGCAGCAAAAGUAUGCGGACUCUGGUCGAAAUCUCCCGCCACUUCGAGACUGGGCGGCAGGCCAAAAGAGGCCAAAGCAGUGUCGUCUUCCGUUCUGCACCGUCUCGCAUGACCACAUGUCGACAUCACAAGCCAGGCCAAAAGGGAUCUGCAGCCAACCCUCAACUCCGAUACCGUGUCUAG
This is a messenger RNA of Protopolystoma xenopodis, 537 nucleotides long. NCBI's taxonomy places the organism in Eukaryota, Metazoa, Platyhelminthes, Monogenea, Polystomatidea, Polystomatidae. The record is from the annotation of a GenBank genome assembly.